Messenger RNA from Diversispora eburnea, 1017 nucleotides. The record is from the annotation of a GenBank genome assembly. NCBI's taxonomy places the organism in Eukaryota, Fungi, Glomeromycota, Glomeromycetes, Diversisporales, Diversisporaceae.
AUGUCUGACGACGAGUUUACCACCGACAUUAUUACCUUGACCCGUCACGUACUUGAUGAACAACGCAAGCACAAGGAAGCUAGUGGCGACUUGUCAAUAUUGUUAAAUGCCAUUCAACUUGGUUGCAAAUUUGUGGCAACCAACGUUAGAAAGGCUCGUCUCUUAAAUUUGAUUGGUCUCGCUGGUGGUUCUCAAAAUUUUUCAGGUGAAGAACAAAAAAAACUUGAUGUUAUCUCCAACGAUAUUUUUAUCAAUGCGCUCCGUUCAUCUGGAAAAGUAUCUGUGAUGGUCUCUGAAGAGAAUGACCAAGCAAUAUUUGUAGAAGAAGGCCUUAGAGGAAAAUAUUGUGUUGUAUUUGAUCCAUUGGAUGGUUCUUCUAAUAUUGAUGCUGGUGUUAAUGUGGGCACGAUUUUUGGUAUUUAUCGAGUGCUUAAAGAUUCCACUGGUUCUGUCUCAGACGUUCUUCGACCUGGCCGUGAAAUGGUCGUUGCAGGUUAUUGUAUGUAUGGUAGUUCUGCAAAUAUGGUUAUUUCACUUGGAAGUAACGUAAAUGGUUAUACUCUUGAUAAUUCCAUUGGAGAAUUUAUCCUUACUCAUCCUAAUAUUAAAAUUCCACCUCGCGGUAAAAUAUAUUCUGUUAAUGAAGGUAAUGCCAAAUAUUGGGAUGAAGCUUGUACCGAAUAUUUUCAUUCCAUUAAAUUUCCCCCAGAAGGAAAAAGCCCAUAUUCAGCUCGCUACAUCGGAUCUAUGGUAGCAGAUGUUCACCGUACACUUUUAUACGGUGGAAUUUUUUCAUAUCCUUCUGAUAAAAAAUCAAAAAAUGGUAAACUUCGUAUGUUGUACGAAUGUUUUCCAAUGGCAUUUUUGGUUGAACAAGCUGGUGGUAGAGCUACCACGGGUACUAAAAGUGUACUUGAUAUUAUUCCCGAGUCAAUUCAUUCAAGAUGUCCAAUCUUUUUAGGUAGUAAGGAUGAUGUGGAGGAUGUAGAAAAAAUCUUCCAUAAAUAUAAUAAAUGA